Messenger RNA from Benincasa hispida (wax gourd), 387 nucleotides. NCBI's taxonomy places the organism in Eukaryota, Viridiplantae, Streptophyta, Magnoliopsida, Cucurbitales, Cucurbitaceae. The record is from RefSeq and is a predicted model, not a curated record.
AUGUCCCCAUAUGCUCUGGUCUUUGGAAAAGCUUGUCAUAUGCCUCUCGAGUUGGAACACAAGGCAAUGUGGGCAUACAAAAAGCUGAACUUUGAUCUAGCAAGUGCGGGGAAAGUCCAGAUGUUGCAAUUGAACCAGCUAGUCGAAUGGAAAAUGAACGCCUAUGGAAAUGCCAAGUUCUAUAAGGAGAGAACCAAGAAAUGGGAAGUUGAAGUCCCUCUGGUCUGGGCAUUCCACAUCAAGACCAUCUUUCCCCAUGGCGCAGUGGAGCUAACAACUGAAAAUGGGAGCAACACAUUUAAAGUCAAUGGUCAACGAAUUAAGCCCUACCUUGGGGGUGAUGUGGAUCGACGCAUGGAAACCAUCGACUUAGGCAAGCAGGAUUAA